Messenger RNA from Hippocampus comes (tiger tail seahorse), 1242 nucleotides. RefSeq names its product general transcription factor IIH, polypeptide 3 (gene gtf2h3). Gene Ontology annotation, biological process: nucleotide-excision repair; regulation of DNA-templated transcription. NCBI's taxonomy places the organism in Eukaryota, Metazoa, Chordata, Actinopteri, Syngnathiformes, Syngnathidae. Gene Ontology annotation, cellular component: transcription factor TFIIH core complex; transcription factor TFIIH holo complex. The record is from RefSeq and is a predicted model, not a curated record. The transcript has 13 exons. The coding region runs from base 222 to 1121 and encodes 299 amino acids.
UCUAAAAGAAGAGAGAAAAAGAAGUGGCCAAACGUCAUUACCUGCGACAAAGAGUUUAUAAUAUUACAUUGCUUAACUGUCACACAUUUCUUAGAUUUGAUCAAAUUGAUGUUAGCGUUGAUAUUUUGUCCAAUUGGACUUUAUUUUUUUUUCGUCGGUUUCAGUGUUUUUAGAAAAUGCGAACGAUAAAAGAGGCUAAAACUUGCAAGUGAUCCGCCGUGAUGGCAUCAGAGGAGGAAAUCAGCCUGUUAGUCAUCGUCGUGGACGUUAACCCGAUUUGGUGGGGCCAGCAAGCCCAGCGUGAGCCGGAGUUCACGCUGUCCAAAUGUAUGGACGCUGUUAUGGUGAUGGCUAAUUCUCACGUGGCCAUGAGCAGGAAUAACAAGCUGGCCGUCAUCGCCAGCCACUGCCAAGACAGUCACUUCCUGUAUCCCAGUCAAAGUCAGCCAGACGGCAACGGCACCCCAGACGAUGCAUGCUCUAGCGGCGAUGGCAAGUAUGAGCUGCUGUCUAUCGCCAACGGCAUCAUUGCUGACCGGAUCAGAAACUUGAUGUCCAACAUUGAAGUGACAGGAGGUUCCACAGACACUUUGCUAGCUGGAUCCCUCGCCAAAGCUCUCUGCUAUAUUAACAGAGUCUCAAAGGAACUUGAAGUGGGACAGGAGGUAAAAUCGCGAAUUUUGGUGAUCAAGGCAGCAGACGACUGCGCCCUGCAGUACAUGAACUUCAUGAAUGUGAUCUUCGCCGCCCAGAAGCAGAGCAUCCUGAUAGAUGCAUGCGUGCUGGAGUCAGACUCGGGGCUGCUACAGCAAGCUUGUGAUAUAACGGGAGGCUUGUACCUGAAAAUUCCCCAGAAGGCGGCUCUGGCUCAGUACCUGCUGUGGGUGUUCCUGCCAGACGGCGAGCAACGUUCACAGCUGCUGCUGCCGCCGCCGGCCCACGUCGACUACAGGGCGGCGUGCUUCUGCCACCGCAACCUCAUCCAGAUCGGUUACGUCUGCUCCGUUUGCCUCUCCAUAUUCUGCAACUUCAGCCCUAUCUGUACAACCUGCGAGACGGCUUUCAAAAUCCAGCUCCCACAAAUGGUCAAAGGCAAAAAGAAGAAAUUCAAAGCAUCGUGAUCAUUUUUUUCUAUUACCUCAGCAGCCAAAUUCAUGAAUAUUGUAUAUGAUCAAUCGUUUACAAUUUGUAAUUUUGAAUCCUGUUUAUCCAGUGAUGACUAUUUUUUCAAAUGUAGAAACU